Molecule: messenger RNA, 700 nt
Organism: Amphiprion ocellaris (clown anemonefish)
Lineage: Eukaryota; Metazoa; Chordata; Actinopteri; Pomacentridae
Exons: 4
Coding region: 1-603 (200 amino acids)
Source: RefSeq, a predicted model, not a curated record
AUGGCUUCAGAAGCAGACCUGAUGUUUCUGAUAUCAGGAAGGGAAACUGGACGUGUUUCUGGUGAACUGGCCUUCACUAACUUUGAUACUCAGAGACUGGAGGAGAUCACCAGCAAAGGAAUCCACAUCUCCAGCAACCAGGUCCAGUACUCUCUGAUCGACCAGAGUCCUGCAGCCAGGAUGCAGCAGUUCUGUUUGGACAGCCACAUUGAACUCCUGACGUACGGCACGCUGGCCGGUGGUUUCCUCUCUGAACGCUGUCUGGGGAAGGCAGCACCAACCUCCAGGGAGGACCUCAACACGGUGUCCCUCUCCAAGUACGAGAACAUGAUCAACACUCUCUUCCAGGACCUCCUCGUCGCCUUGGAGACCAUCGCCAGGAGACACGGCUGCUCGGUGGCCAGCAUGGCGACACAUUACGUGCUCGACUGCCCUGCGGUGGGCGGAGUCAUCGUGGGCUGUCGGCUCGGCGUGGCGUGGCGGCACAUCAACGACAUCCUGAGGAGCUGCAGCCACGGUCUGGAGCUGACGGAGGAGGACCUCAACGACAUCGAGGCGGAGACACGACGCUCCAGGAACCUGGUGGAGCUGAAAGGGGACUGAGGGGGAGGAGGGACUGACUGAGUGGAUGUGACAGGAGGAGGAAAUAAAACACACAACACCUCCACAGCUCAGACACACAACAGAGAAACACCUCCAC